Labrus mixtus (cuckoo wrasse) is the source of this 7485-nucleotide messenger RNA. RefSeq names its product one cut domain, family member, like (gene onecutl). The record is from RefSeq and is a predicted model, not a curated record. Gene Ontology annotation, cellular component: nucleus. Gene Ontology annotation, molecular function: DNA-binding transcription factor activity, RNA polymerase II-specific; RNA polymerase II cis-regulatory region sequence-specific DNA binding. Bases 32 to 1381 code for a protein of 449 amino acids. NCBI's taxonomy places the organism in Eukaryota, Metazoa, Chordata, Actinopteri, Labriformes, Labridae. The transcript has 2 exons. Gene Ontology annotation, biological process: regulation of transcription by RNA polymerase II.
GAAGUGCACAUUUAUUUCCUGAAUUUGAAAGAUGGAUGGGAGUCUAGGGGAGAUGUCGCUCCACAGCCACAGCCACUCGGACCUGGCGCACAGUCAGGACGGCAGGGCCAUGCUGCACUCGCGGGACCUUUCAGCUGCUUUCCCCAGGCCCUCCCUCGGGGGACCCUCCAUGUCUCUGGAGCACGAGCCCCGUCCGCCGGGCUUCGACCACUCCAUGUCUGCAUUGGGCUACAGCGGCGACUCCCCGUCCAGCUCCGGAAGCACCUACACCACCCUGACCCCCCUGCAGCCCUUCGACGACAAGUUCCACCACCACCACCACCACCACCACCCGUGUCUCCCAGUCAGCAACGUCAUCGGCAGCUUCACCCUCAUGCGUGAGGACCGGGCGCACCUCAGCACCAACUUCUACAACCCCUAUGGCAAAGAUCUCGCCAUGUCCCAAAACCUCUCGCCCCCCUCCACAGGUUCAGGCCUUGGCUCCUCCAUGCACGGCUACGGCAGCCCCAACGCCAGCGGCGGCCAGAUGCUCCACGGCGGCUAUGACGUCCACAGCGGGAGCCUUUUCUGCAGGACAUCAGAUUUCGGCCGUGAGAUGUCGCCACCGGGCCUGGGAGGAGGCGACGUGUCGGUGGGGCAUCAGCUGAACAAAAUGGAGGCCCACCAGCAUCCACCGAGCCACCACCCUCACCUCUACAGCCAGCACUACCAGCCUCACCAUCACCCCAGCCAGCAGGCCUCCAAGAUGUCCGAGCACCUGCACUCCUCCUCCUCAGCCGCGUCCUCGCCCGGAGAGGGCAUGCUGUCGGGCGGCGGUGGAGGCGGCGGCGGCGAGGAGAUCAACACCCGGGACGUGGCCCAGAGGAUCAUCACCGAGCUGAAGAGGUACAGCAUCCCCCAGGCCAUCUUUGCCGAGAGGGUGCUGUGUAGGUCACAGGGCACGCUGUCUGACCUCCUGAGGAACCCCAAGCCCUGGGGCAAGCUCAAGUCGGGCCGCGAGACCUUUAAGAGGAUGUCCCGCUGGCUGCAGGAGCCCGAGUUUCAAAGGAUGGCCUCGCUCCGGCUAGAGGCUUGCAAGCGGAAGGAGCAGGAGCAGAGCAAGCUGGAACGCAACCAGGGCCCCAAGCGCACCCGGCUGGUGUUCACGGACCUGCAGCGACGCACGCUCCUGGCCAUCUUCAGGGAGAACCACCGCCCCACCAAAGAGCUGCAGGUCACCAUCUCCCAGCAGCUCGGCCUCGAGCUCUCCACUGUCAGCAACUUCUUCAUGAACGCCCGCCGACGCAACGUCAACAAGUGGGCGGACGAGGGCCGUCCCUCCUCCACGGGUUCCUCGGGCUCCAGCGUCUCCUCCUCCGCAGUGUCCUGCAGCACGGCAUGAUGACGGAAUGCCGUGGAUGUGCGGCGGGGAGGGCGCCGAGGGAGCAAGGGGGCACAUAGACUGGUCUAGGCAGAGACCAGCCGUAAUAAAUGUCCUCCUCGUUAUCAGAAGGAGCGACGGAGCCAGCUACUAUAGAUGAUUUUAUGAAGACGAAGCAUUUUUCCCAAACCAAAGUUGAUCGCUCCCUUGAAAUGGAAGGGGGGCGAUACCCAGAGUGAUAUGAGCGCAGGAUGCGAGGGUCCUGCUUGUAUAGUCGAGGGCGCAAAAAUGAUUUGACUCAAAGACGAGUCACGCCCUCACAUAGACUUCAUCUCAUUGCGUUAUUUUGAUUAUCUAGAUUAGAGAUAAUGAGGGUAUUACAAAUCAGGAGAAAGCAUAUUUUGGUGUACCUUCAAAUCUGUAGUCAUCUCUCCAAACGUGAAGAAUCAAGAGGUGCCGUUUGCUCACACCUGGAGAGCGCCAUCGUGUAACUUUUUAAUCAAAAGUGUUCGCCAUCAUCCAAAGACGUUUAACCUCCCUUACUGUUCUUAUGGUUCCCUUUUUUUUCCUCACAAAUCAAGGUGAAAGAGGAAGGAAAGGUUUUUUUUUUUUUCUCUCUCUCAAGAACCUUAUUCCCCUUUCUUAGCAUGUGUUUCCAUGGCGACGGUUCCCAGGACUAUAUGGCAUUGUUCCAAGUUCCGAGCCUGGAAUUAUCAGGAGGGUUCUGUAGCGUCCGUGACUCCCAGCUGUCAAUCAUCCACCACCAACAGGAAGUCUUUUUCCUGUGAGUUUUUUUUCUUUUCUUUUUUUUUUUUUGCAAAGAUGGUCCCACCUUGAAUGAAUCAGAGUUUUCAAGGGGGAACCGCAUCGUGCUGCACGCCAGGACAGAAUCAAUAAACACAAGCGAGAAAGCAAAAAAAACAGACUUAUUGGUGCAACCGUCUAGCUUUAAGACUCUCAGCGAGCUUCCUAAAGAAAAGCUCCGCAGCCAUUUUUUGACUCAAAAUCAAGCCAAAAAAAACCCAAAAACAAACGAGAAGAAGGAAAGCCAACCUUUGAACACAAAGGUGCACGGGGGAAGAGAUACACCUGACACAAUGUAUAGUGACAUUGUCGUAUUUUUUCCACUCAUACACACCUCUGCUCCAUUACGAAAUCUUUUUUUUACAGAUGUCUAGAAAAAAAAUGGAGGAAUGUGAUUCUUUCAGCCCUUUUUGUACAGAUUUCAAGCACAUCGCUCUAUUUAUAGAAAAAAAACACGUUGGAAGUGUGGGGCGGUUUGUUUCAGCCCCACUGACGUACAAGGUCAUUUUUUUGGUCCACAAAGGAAAGGCUUUAACACGCCUCCUUAUAGCCAAGAGUCAAAUCAAAACCAAGAACGUUUCAAAUGCAAUUGCUGAUCUGAUCAAUGUAUUUAUUACUGCAUUUGUGUAUUUAUUGUUUUCCCUUUUUUUUUCCUCUCUAUUUAUUUGGUUAUUUAUUUAUGCUAUCUAUAUACUGUAAGUAUUUAUUUAACAAUGCUCUGUAUGUCUGUGUGAAACUGAAGACUUUUUCUGAUGGGCACUUUUAGCUGUAGAAUCCCAUCGUAAUACCAAAGAUUAACAUUGCCUCCCUGAAUGUACGGCCUGAAUCCCUAAAAACCCCCCAAUACCCGAUCUCGACCCAGCCCCGCCCCGCCUACCCUGUGAUGUUCUGUAUCUCCCCCUCUUGAAGGCCCGGCCUUUGUUUUUGUUUUUUGUAGGAAAAUGGGGAUUUCUUUACUUUUGCAAAUGUCUCUGCGGUCCGCUCUAAAUGCCAAGGCCAAAGCUUGUUUGAAUGUUGUGAUAAUAUUUAUAAUUAUUAAUACUAUGAAUAAUUACAACAAUAAUAAUAAUAAUAAUUCUGAUGAUGUGGCAUCCCAUAGGUUCACAGGUUGCUUGUAAAGUUGUGUUCAGACCAAUGCCAUCUGGCGGAGUGUGUAAAGCGUCUGGGGACCCACUUAAAGCGCCGAGCGAAGGCCCCAUUAAGUGCAAGUCCUUUAGGGUCACAUGCAAACAUGCGUACUGUGUGUCUGCCUGGGGAAAAUGCAUGGUUGUGACCCCCCUCCACAUCUCCCUCACCAGCCCCCCCCCCUCACCCCAGUGCAGUGCAGACACUCCUGUCUACGUUCAACUCAGUGUGAUCUCACCGUCCUCCACAUGCCAAGCCCUUCUGCCAGUUGUCUCAGUUCCAAGAGGGUUUUUUAGGGUUUGUUCACGGACCUCUGGGGUUUGUAAGGCGGGUCCCUCAUUUCUGGGGAUCUUGGGUUUUUACUUUCCCAGGGUUCUGAAUGUCUUACGGAUUGUUCCUGGCCCUAAAGGGUCUCAGGAUUUGUUUCUGGCCUUCUGCGAUUCUUUCUGGAUUGCUUCUCAUCCUCUCAAUCUCUGAUUUGACUGUGAGGCCUUUGAGGCUUUUUGGGGAGGUUUGGUUUUGUUCCUCGGGUUCUGAAGGUCUUGGGGUUUGUUCCUGACCCUUUCUUUGUUUUUAUGGUGUCUUCCUAAUGUCUUGGGAUCUUAGGUUAAUGUGCCCUGAGUUCUGAAGGUUUUCGGGGUUUGUUCUUGGACCUUUGGGGAACUUAAGGUGUCUCACUUAUCUUCUAGGGAUCUUGAGUUUUGUUGGGUUCCAAAGGUCUUAAGGUCUGUACCUGCUGGUCUUGGGUUGGAAAGGUAUGGGCACGCUUAGUCGACCAAAUGUGUAAAUAUCAUCCUGACCAGUCAGCGCCAGAAUAACUAGUCGGUUAACAAUGUAUUUAUAUUCGUAUAUGCCAGUCAAACUGAAACGCAGUCACCCGCCACUAGCUGGGGCUGUAGGCAUAGACUGGCUGUAUCUCCGGUUAACGGGCCUGCUCUCCCCGCUCUACUACCAGGAUGUAAACAAGCACAGGGAACAGAUAGCAUCUCGUAGGAGCAGCUCGGUUUAGCAGGAUUUCGAUCAGUAAAAUGUCGAUAAAAAACGUAUGUAGGCUGUUUCGCCACACUCAGCACAGACAUGUGGACGUUAACCUGCAGCGAAAACCAAAGGCUGACGGUGCUAGCACUGCUAAUGUUAGCCACUCUCUGCAGAAAUUACAUUGUUUACCUGCAGACAGUUUUGUAACCAGUUUAACCGACUAGGAAAUCAGUCGCCUUGGAACGUCCCAAGAACCUGAUUGUCAGGGAUCUUUGGCUCAUGUGCAAAGAGUUCUGGACCCCUCAGGAGUUGCCUGUUGUGAGGGUCCUCUUGGCUGUUCCUCCUCUUCUGCAAAAGUUUAUUCCUCAUGCUAAAAGGAAUCUCUGAUAUUGUGGUCCUGUGGGCCCCAAGAGGUGGUUCCUGACCAUUUAGGGUUUUGCGGACUGUAUAUGGCCUUCUUAUGUUCUUUUGAGUUAUUCCUCAUGGUCUGUUGAUUCCUGGUUGAAUUUGAGGCCUCUUAGCCUGAGACACAACAGCGUCCAUGUGUGUUGCGUUCCGUCUGCGCCAUACCCGAGGUUAUGCUCUAUGUGUUCCCAUGUUGGACUUCCUGUCUGGGUCCAUCUGCUCCGUUCCGAUGAACGUCUGCUGGAAAAGUAGACUCGGCGUGUAUGUCUAGCAGAGCAGAUUGGUGCUGCUUGAACACGACUCAGACGGGCUGUGGUGCUGACAGCACAAACAGGAGUAUUGACUCGAGAGGGCGCGACCAGCACCAGAGUGCGUGGAAAGGCAGAAUGCGGCACACACGGAUGAAGUGGGGUCUCCUGGAUAGGCUUGUAGGCUUUGUCCUUGUACCGCUAGGUUCUAAGAGUGAGAUCCUCAUCUUGUAGGUUGCUGCUGUUGGGGUUUGUGUCCUUUGCCAGGUGAGCGUGUUUGGGUUUACUCCUGAUGAUCUGGGGUUCUUGGGGUUUGUUUUAGGUUUUCUAACAUUUUUAAGGAUCCCUCCAACAACCUGCACAGGCAAUAGUGAUUUGAUUUGUCAGCAUUCUGCUUUGUGAAUGCCUAAAUCAGAGGAAAAAUCACCUAAGACCCGAUUCUUUGACCCUUGUGUAAAUGCUGCCAAAGAGUGGCGAGGAUAGCUUGGCGGUUUUCCACAGACUCUCUCUCUCGUUUCUCUCUCUUGUUCUCUGUCUUUAACAUUGGAAGGGGCGGAUUGCCAGGGCCCCCUUCACAGCGCGCACUUGAAAGACGGGCGGUCAUGAAAGAGGCCAUCGACUUUUUCGCAGACUUCAAAGGGGAAGCUUUUUUCAUCCCGUCUCCUCUCUGGGUAUCUGGUCUGGGGUCCGCUCUUGGCCAGACCUGUGGGCUUUAGGGGGCAUUCAGAGGGGGCGGGAGGAGAUCAGAGAGGAGGCUGAAUCAUCCAGAAUGAGGACGGUGGUAGUGGUGUGUGUGUAGGAAAGGUGGGAGGGAGGCUGUUUGAGGAAUAGGAGGUGUUGGAGUAGUGGGGCAUGGAGCUGAAUUAAACUUUAAUGAGCAACAAUUGUAAGCAUGCUGAGAGCAGAGGGGGGCGGUGGUGGGGUGUGCGGUCGAGUCAGUACAGGGGAGGGGGAAUAAAAAAUAAAAGACCUUGGAGGCUCCUCUGCCGACCCCUGCUUGCUACUGUCAUUGUAUCAAAGCUGAGGUGACACCUUUCAGGUUUCUCUUUGUCCGUCUGACUGGGAGCCUAAAAUGGAGACAGAGCUUUUUGUAUUGAGCCACCUUCUGCUCCUGUCAAGUGGGAGAGAUCUUCCCUUUACUGUGCAGGAAGGAGGCGGGAGGCAGGAGGAGGGAAUCCAGUAAGCUGCUGCAGGUGAUCCGCAUUGCUAUGUAAGCCUGCGGCACCCCCUAGUGGCAGUCUUAGAAAUUUGAUCCAGAAACAAGUCUGGAAGCCGAGGCUGUCGCAGAGCCAUUCCAAGGAGGGUAGAAAUAAGAAGUUAGCAGAACUGAAAGCUUAUUUGUACUUUCAGGAUUUAAAAAGAAAAAAAGACAAAAAAAGACCAGAAAAAUGUAAUUAUUUUGAUAAACCAAAAAAAAAAAAAACAACAACCAAAGAUUGAUGGGUGACUGCUGAAUCAAAAUGUAUCAAGGGUAGUUUUAGCAGUUUCCUAUCAGAGCUACCGUAGCACUCAGAGGAUUCAAAAAGCACCAGUGGGGUUCGGCGUGCUGACUAUUUAUGUUGCAUUAAACAGUAUUAUGUUGACCUGGAACUGAGAAACUGACAUGAGGCAGUGUCUUCAGAUGGAAGUCUUUUGACUUUGUGUCCUCCCCCCCGCCUGUCCCCGCCCCCUCCCCUGUGUGUACAUGAAGACUUUACCCAUCUACCUCAACUGUGUGAGAUGUUGUGUGGCAAAGAUAUUCCUUAACCAAAGAAUCCAUCCUGUCAGGGUGUCUGUCUAACUAUCUAUCUAUCUAUCUAUCUAUGUCUGUCCAUCCGUCUCUUCUUCAUGCCUUUUACUCCAAACCAAAUGUGCUGGAAUCAAUCCGCAACAGGAGCCGAACGAGGCCCCCGUCCAGCCAAAGCUAAAGUCCAGUAUGCUAGAGUGUCCCAUUGAUCCAUGUUCUGUAUAUACGUCAAAUCAUUCUCAAGACCAAAAAAAAAAAAAGAAGGAGGUGACAAUCCAAGCAAGGAGGAUCUUGCUGUAAUCAACGUUGCCUAUUCCUUGUUUUUCCAAAAGCUAGAAUCGUGUGACUUGCUGUUAACAGAAAAGCCCAAGAAUCAAGCACUCAUCCCAAAAUAAAAAAAGGUCGGAGGAGACAGAAGCUAUUUUUCCACAUUUGUAAGCCACCCCUCCCACCCCUGUUUUUUCCAAAAUGUUUAGUGUAGUUGAAAUACUGUUUGAUCCCACUGUUGUAAGUAGGAAUUAAUGAAAUCCAUACAAAAAGCUUUAAACGGGGAAGAGCUGAGGGGAAUAUUAUAUUUGACUGAGUCGGACUUUCCUCAGCUCGGACCCGACCCACCAUGCUUUAUCGUGCCAUUCUUGUCCAUGUGUUAGACUUACUAAUGAAUGUGGCUAACCAACCAAAGGCUUUAAAAAAUAAAAGAUACACAACACUUUAAACGUCAAUCAUGGUGGGACAUUUUGUAUCAACAACUAAAGAAAAAUCCCUUUGAAUACCUCAUGUGAAAAUUGUUUGUUGUGAUGUUGCACUAAAAAAAUAAAAAUGACUCAUUUGUAACCCAA